Molecule: messenger RNA, 1188 nt
Organism: Diutina rugosa
Lineage: Eukaryota; Fungi; Ascomycota; Pichiomycetes; Serinales; Debaryomycetaceae
Exons: 1
Coding region: 1-1188 (395 amino acids)
Biological process (GO): RNA polymerase II preinitiation complex assembly; DNA-templated transcription initiation
Cellular component (GO): SLIK (SAGA-like) complex; SAGA complex; transcription factor TFIID complex
Molecular function (GO): protein heterodimerization activity; DNA binding; TBP-class protein binding
Source: RefSeq, a predicted model, not a curated record
AUGAGCAAGCAAAUAACGUCGCAGGAAGCCAAUACCUUGGUUCAGGGGCUUAAACAAGAGCUAGCUCAUUACCAAGCUGCAGGAAACGAUCAAGAAAAGGCCCAAGAACAUUUCCAGAAGGCUGAGCGUUACAGACAACUUCUACUUCAGUACAAUCAGCAACGUACCCAACAAGAAGGCAGCCAAACUGAAGACCCAUCUAUCACUCAGGCCAUCAACUCUAUGCCAUCCCGACCACUGACACCACUUACCGCAUCUAGCAUCAAUCAGCCGCUGCCGAAUGCCAGUUUAGAAAAGAAGAUCAGUCAAUUAAAAGUGACAUUUCAAGAAGUGAGAGCACGAAUCGACUCUCUUGAAGAACUUAAGCGAAAAGAAACAGAUCCGGAGGUCAUUGCAAAUUACGACAGGGAGUUGGUAAAGCUCAAGCCCACGUUCAAUAAAAUUGCCAAUAUCUUGAGCAACCAACGGAUUCUGUCUCCUGCUCCUGAGACACGGGGACAACCAACGGGUGGUCGAUCAAAUUCACAAUCACCUCCACCUAUCGCGGCAAACCCAAACUAUCGCAACCUGCCCAUUCCACAACUCAGAGUGCAGCCACCGCGAGCGGCCGCAGUCAGAGCACCUACCGCGAUUCUGGUUGCAAGACCAGUCUCGACACAAAUCACUCCUCUGGUGUCUUCAUCAUCUAUACCAGGUCGAGGUGUACUGUCGACCACACCUCUGGGCAAUUAUUAUAGUCAACAGAAUUCUCAGAUCCGACAACUGCCAAUGUAUCACAUGAGUGACUACUACUCUGGUUACCAAGGCGAUCUGCUGGGGCGUAUGCUUCAAAAAAGAAAACUACAAGAGGUUGUCAACCUGCUUAGUGUUGACGAGGGUGACGUCAAUACAAUAAAUCGAGGUGGUAAUAUGAUGGAUGGCGAUGUUGAAGAUUUACUAAUUGAUCUUGCUGAUGAGUUUGUAACUCAGGUAACUUCCUUUGCCUGCAAGCUUGCUAAACAUCGUAAAGUCGAUCUCAUCGACAUGCGUGACAUGCAGUUGAAUUUAGAGCGCAAUUGGGGCAUAAGAGUUCCUGGGUACAACUUAGACGAAAUCAAAGCCACACGCAAAUGGCAGCCACUGGCGGAUUACCAAGAGCGUCAACUGCAGGUUGAUCAUGCCAAAAAGGGCGGUAGUGAUAAGAAAUGA